AUGGCCCCCUCCUGGCUUGAAAAGUUCAUUAUUCGCGAGGACGCAGCUCCCGAUCCCCGACGCAGCGCGGAAAAGCCCGCGCUGGAGAUGCACUACACCGCUCUUGUCGGACACCGCCGAAUCCUGGGUGUCAAGGGUGACAAAACACCUCGCUACGAAGUCGAACGGCGAGCUAUUAUGGAAAUUUGGGGUGAUAAAUGCUACGUCAAGUCUCCGAGUCAGAACGCGGAGAUCGCUAUGAUCGACUUCCACAGUAUCCCUCCCAAGACGGAGGUUAAAUUCUCACAGCAGAGUCGCACCAUUACCAUGAAGGGGGCUGAUGGAAAGUACACUGCUAGUGGUGGCCUGGGAGAACUACAUUGGAAACCAACGGGAAUGGUUGUACACGGCAAAGCUUCUUGGGAGCUUAGGGACGAGAGGGAUCUUGUGAUGUCAGUUACCAUUGAUGAUCAUCAGGUCAAUGGAACGAUUUGUCUCUGGAAGAGUGGCCUCGCUCCAGAAGUGGAAGAGGAGCUGAUCAUGGUUGGAAUCUCCAAGAUUGAGGAGUAUCGGAGGCUGAUCCGGAACUCAAAGGUAGCUACUGCGGGUGCUGUCGCGAAUGCGCCUUGGCUGGCAGUCUAA
Molecule: messenger RNA, 621 nt
Organism: Fusarium tjaetaba
Lineage: Eukaryota; Fungi; Ascomycota; Sordariomycetes; Hypocreales; Nectriaceae
Exons: 1
Coding region: 1-621 (206 amino acids)
Source: RefSeq, a predicted model, not a curated record